AAUAAUAACAAUAACACCCACCCAAUUAUUCAAAAUCUAAAAAACAUCUCACACAAAAUCCAAACAUAAUCUACGACAACAUUUUCAUAUCCAAAACAAUCUUAAACAACAACGUUUUCUUCAUUCUUCAUCAACAAUGGUGUACUCUAACUACACUCCUACUUACUACUCAACUCUCCAUGAUUCAAUCACCUCUUUCUGCAAAACCAUUCUUCCUUUCAACUUCAAAAAACGAUCUUUACCCUCUGCAGAACACAGAUUAUCAAAGCUACAAUCUGAUAACCUUAAAUGGCAACAAGAUUCUUUCCACCAAGUUUUGAACUUAAUGGGUCUUCACAAAGAAGGAAUUGUAGCUGAAUCUGAAGUCAAAACUUUCAAAACUCACUUGCUUGAAACCCUUAUUGCUUCUCCUCCAGAACAAGAAAAUCAUGUUAUAUUAAGAGACAAGCUUCUGUUUUUGCAGGAAUUACUUUAUGCUAAGUGCAUUUCUGAAGAAGAGUAUCAUUCUUCUAAAAGGCCAUUGCUACAAAGAUUGGCAGUACAAGGAGCUCAGAUCGAGGCUAGAGAUAUAAUUGCGGGGAAGUCGAAGGAUUUAAAAGAGAAUUCGGAAGAGGAGUGGUCUGUGAUUGAUUUGAAGGAUGAUAAGAGUAUGAUGAACAAGGACAAUUUGAAUUCCAAAGGAAAAUUGAAUCAUGGAUCCACUUUGAAGCAGAUUAAAGGAGCAGCAUCGGUUUUCGGUUUUGUUUCUUCAAACAAGCAUGAAAAGAGUAUAUUUGAUUCACCUUCUUUGAAUUCAAAGGCAAAACAACAAGGUGAAGGUGUGUCAAUUCUUAUGGAGGAAAGUGGGCCUCCUGAACCGGGGAAGGAAAGCGGAGGCGGUGGUGGUUCGGAAAAGUCGAAAAGGAAACCAUUUAGGACUUUGUUUCAUAAGGAGCAGAGAGAGGGAAAUGGUGGGUCUGAGGUGGAACAAAGAGGAGGGAAAUCAGUGAAAAAGCAAUGGGGGUUUGAUGGAUUUAAGAAAUGGAAGAGAAAUGAAAAUGAAUUGGACGAUGAGACAGCUCCUUUGCCUCUCAAUCAGAGAUCUGACAGUGAGGCAUUCUCAGCUUCUUCUCAGUCUUUUGCAAGGACAGUUGGAGAUGGACCAGACACCAAGUUGAUCAAGAAAAAGUUGCAUUCUGACGGUUCCCCAUCUGAUUUUUUCAUAGAUAAGGUUUUGGGAAACAACAUAAAGAAGGAGUUAUCAAGAAUCCAGACAGAACUGAGCAGCACAAAUCCAAAUCUUAAAUUUUCGAAUGAUCAGAUGGAAGCAAUUUCUACCAGAAUUCCAGUAGAUAAAGCUGAUUUGAAGAACUACUUCCCCAAAUCAUGGUGUGACCGAUAUGGUGAUGUUGUGCUAGAUGUGGUGAAAAAGGAAUUCAAAACCCAUGUUGAAGAAAUGGAAAACAUGCGCAGCGUUGCGAGAGAAAAACAUGGCGGCAACUCGAGGAGGUGGACAACAUUUGAUGAUGAUGAAAACAUGCAUCCAAAUCUUUUUGUUCAUCACGAUAAUUCUGUUCGGAGUAGUAACAUCAAUCCAUUUUCUCAUGGUUAUGCUGAGAAUAUGUGAAACUAAUUAAGCUGAGGUCUCAAUCAGCUUCUUCUCCUUUAAUAUUGGCAAAUGUUAGCUGUACCUAUCUGUAAACUUCGUCGCGUGUUCAACUGCUUGAACUACGGCUUGAGACAACAUCUGUAGGAAUCUGAUAUUGUAAGACUUUAAGACGAUAAAAAAUAUAUUAACUACUGUCUAAGUUA
Molecule: messenger RNA, 1791 nt
Organism: Trifolium pratense (red clover)
Lineage: Eukaryota; Viridiplantae; Streptophyta; Magnoliopsida; Fabales; Fabaceae
Exons: 5
Coding region: 137-1606 (489 amino acids)
Source: RefSeq, a predicted model, not a curated record